This is a messenger RNA of Macaca mulatta (Rhesus monkey), 1126 nucleotides long. RefSeq names its product ADP ribosylation factor like GTPase 6 interacting protein 4 (gene ARL6IP4). NCBI's taxonomy places the organism in Eukaryota, Metazoa, Chordata, Mammalia, Primates, Cercopithecidae. The record is from RefSeq and is a predicted model, not a curated record.
AGGUGGGCGCGCCCAAAACGGAACCUGGGGCGUCAGAACGAAAGGCAGUGGCGCCGCGCUUCCCGGCCGGACAGCCUCCAGCGCAGCGCCCCGGCCGGAAGCCUUCUCGCCGCCGCUUCCUCUCGAGAAGGCGUGGGGCGGGCUGUCCGGCCCGCAGGGCGGUCAAGCCCGCGGCGCCAUGGCUCACGUCGGCUCCCGCAAGCGCUCGAGGAGUCGCAGCCGGUCCCGGGGACGGGGGUCGGAAAAGAGAAAGAAGAAGAGCAGGAAGGACGCCUCCGCAUCCCAAGGUCGCAAGGCCAGCACGGCCCUCGGGGCGGAGGAGAGAAGCAAGCACAAGGCCCGGAGGAGACCACGAUCCAGCUCCUCCUCCUCCUCUUCCAGUUCUAGCUCUUCUUCCUCCUCGUCCUCCUCCUCUUCCUCCAGUGAUGGCCGGAAGAAGCGGGGGAAGUACAAGGACAAGAAGAGGAGGAGGAAGAAGAAGAAGAAGAAGCUGAAGAAGAAGGGCAAGGAGAAGGUGGAAGCACAGCAAGUGGAGGCUCUGCCGGGCCCCUCGCUGGACCAGUGGCACCGAUCAGCUGGGGAGGAAGAGGAUGGCCCAGUCCUGACGGAUGAGCAGAAGUCCCGAAUCCAGGCCAUGAAGCCCAUGACCAAGGAGGAGUGGGAUGCCCGGCAGAGCAUAAUCCGCAAGGUGGUGGACCCCGAGACGGGGCGCACCAGGGGAGCUGCCUAUUCCUUGCUGAAUGGAGACCCUCCCACCCCCAGGCUAAUUAAGGGAGAUGGUGAGGUCCUAGAGGAAAUCGUAACCAAAGAACGACACAGAGAGAUCAACAAGCAAGCCACCCGCGGGGACGGCCUGGCCUUCCAGAUGCGAGCUGGGUUGCUUCCCUGAGGGCCCCGGCUGGCCAAGGCCUGUGGACGGUGCUGGCGACCCGGCCUGGGCAGGCUUCAGGGUGCCAGUGGGAAGCCUGAUGAGUGCUGGUGGCCUUUUCCCCGUGGAUUGGCCUCUGGCCCAGCCCAGCCUCUUCUCAGGGGCAGGGGGUGGAGGAUGGGGUCACCAGCCUGCUCGGCACCCCCAUCUGAAACAGCGACACUUCUAAGCUAUUAAAGGUUCUCUGGUUAGAGACUU